GUAAAUUCCUGCGCCGGUGGCGGCCGAUGACGGUCUUGGUCUUGGUGGUCUUGGGAGCCUCGUACUCCCGUUUCUUCUUCCUCUCGCACGCGGUCGCUGCAUAUUCUCCCACACCCCAAUUUCUGCUUCUACUUCGUGUCCUCCGAUCGCACCCAACUUCAGCAAGUUAAAGCCGUGGGUUGUCUCUACCCUACGGCCUCGUCACCGGAGGGAGGCGGUGAGAUCUCCCGGCGGCAUGUCGUUGGAUUCGGACUCCUCUUCGCAGGGAGGCGACCGCCGGAGCUUCCGGCAGAUCACACGAGACCGAUUAUUAUUUGAAAUGCUCAGGUCGACUAGGAAGGAUUCAAAAUCAGCAUGGAAGGUUCUUAUCAUGGAUAAGUUUACGGUCAAGAUAAUGUCCUACUCAUGUAAGAUGGCAGACAUCACAGAAGAAGGGGUUUCAUUGGUUGAAGAUCUAUACAAACGGAGACAGCCAUUGCCUUCACUGGAUGCUAUAUAUUUCAUCCAACCAACUAAAGAAAACGUUGUUAUGUUCCUCUCUGACAUGUCAGGAAGAAGCCCGUUAUACAAGAAGGCGUAUGUGUUUUUCAGUUCUCCCAUACAGAAAGACUUAGUUGCUCAAAUAAAAAGGGAUUCAAGUAUAUUACCUCGUAUUGGUGCACUUAGUGAGAUGAAUUUGGAGUACUUCCCUAUUGAUUCCCAGGGUUUCAUAACUGACCAUGAAAGGGCAUUGGAAGAGCUUUUCUGUGAGAGUGCAGAAGGCUUCAACAAAUACAAUGCUUGUUUGAAUGCAAUGGCUACUCGUAUAUCUACAGUAUUUGCAUCAAUGAGGGAAUUUCCCCGUGUGCACUACCGCAUUGCCAAGACCAUUGAUGCUUCUACAAUGACAACACUAAGGGACAUGGUGCCCACAAAGAUUGCUGCUGGUGUAUGGAAUUACCUCUCCAAAUAUAAAACGUCAAUUCCUGAAUUCCCGCAGACAGAAACUUGUGAACUUCUCAUAGUAGACCGUUCAGUAGAUCAGAUCGCACCAAUAAUUCAUGAAUGGACUUAUGAUGCCAUGUGCCAUGAUCUGCUAUGCAUGGAUGGUAACAAGUACGUACAUGAGGUUUCAAGUAAAAAUGGUUCAGCCUCAGAAAAAAAGGAGGUCCUGUUAGAGGACCAUGAUCCAGUUUGGCUUGAACUUCGACAUUCCCAUAUAGCAGAUGCAAGUGAAAGACUUCAUGAUAAGAUGACACAUUUUGUCUCGAAGAACAAAGCUGCCCAACUACAGCAAGCAAGAGCUGGAGGAGAGCUAUCAACUAGAGACCUACAAAAAAUGGUUCAAGCUCUUCCACAGUACACUGAUCAAAUUGACAAGCUUUCGCUGCAUGUCGAGCACGUGGCACUCAACAUUGCCCAUGAUCCUGUGAAGAUGAGCUUACCAAGAACAUCGAUUGCAGGAAAACUCAAUGUCAUAAUAAGGGAGCAAUGUCUUAGAGAUGUUGGACAACUAGAGCAAGAUCUUGUAUUUGGUGAUGCUGGGACAAAAGAAUUAAUCAAUUUUUUCCGAACACAAUUGGGUGUAAGUCGUGAAAAUAAGUUGCGUCUGCUCAUGAUUUACGCAGCAAUCAAUCCAGAGAAGUUUGAAAGCGAUAAGGGUACAAAAAUGAUGCAGUUGGCAGGAUUAUCUGCUGAUGACAUGAUCGCUGUGACUAAUAUGCGCUGCUUAUGCACUGACACAAAAAAGUCCUCAGGAGGAGGUUUUACACUGAAAUUUGAUGUUCAGAAGAAAAAACAUGCACAUAGAAAAGAGCGAACGACGGAACAAUCAGCAUGGGCACUGUCCCGAUUUUAUCCGGUUCUGGAGUGUGGGUAUUACGCCGAAGCCUUGGACCCCUGCGGUGCGGCUCCAGCCAGGGAGGGGUUGUCGCACAGCAUAGGCAAGGGAAGAAUUAUCAGAUGGGAGAUAAUUUGAUUCUUUGUUGCUAGCCUGAUCUGACUAGGAGGUGGGCACUAUAAAGUGCAUACAGAAGACUUGAGGCCUAAGGCUAGGAUCCUAGCAAACGUGGAAAGGACUAUACAAACUAGGAAACAAUUUCUAGAGAUAAGACCCUACCAAACUUCAAGAUGCAGAUUUGUUUCCUAAUGUGAUCUGCUACCGGUUGCACCAGCUAAGCCCACACGUGACAGCUGGUUUCACCCCAAUCUGCUAAGCUAUCUCUGACAACUGCAGCAACAGCAACAACAACUUUAGUCGCAAACAAGUUGGGGUAGGCUAGAGCUGAAACUCGUAAGAUCUCGAAACUGACUCAUGGUUCUGGCAUGGUGGAUAGCUAACUUCCAUGCACCCCUGUCCAUGGCUAGUUCUUUAGUGAUAUUCCAGACCUUCAGAUCUUUCUUUAUGGACUCCUCCCAUGUAAGUUUGGUCUACCUUGCCCUCUCUUGACAUUAUCAGCAUGCAUUAGCAGUCCGCUAUGCACUGGAGCUUCUGGAGGCCUGCGCUGAAUAUGGCCGAACCAUCUCAGACGAUGUUGGACAAGUUUCUCUUCAAUCGGUGCUACCCCAACUCUAUCACAUAUAUCAUCAUUUCGGACCCGAUUCUUUCUUUUGUGGCCGCACAUCCAUCUCAACAUGCGCAUCUCCGCUACACCUAACCGGUGAAUAUGUCGCCUUUUCAUCGGCCAACGCUCAGCCAUACAAUAUUGCGGGUCAAAUCGUCGUCCGGUAGAACCUACCUUUUAGCUUUUGUGGCACUCUCUUGUCACGGAGAACGCCAGAAGCUUGACGCCACUUCAUCCAUCUGGUUUUGAUACAAUGGCUCACAUCCUCAUCGAUAUCACCAUCCUUCUGCAACAUUGACCUCAAAUGUCGAAAGGUGUCCUGCUGAGGUAUCACCUGCCCAUCAAGGCUAACCUCCUCAUGCUUAGUAGUACUGAAACCGCACCUCAUGUACUCCGUUUUAGUUUUAUCAAGUCUAAAACCUUUUGAUUCCAUGGUUUGUCUCCAUAGCUCUUAACUUUCUAUUAACGCCCGCCCAACUAUCAUCGACUAGCACCACAUCAUCCGCAAAGAGCAUACACCACGGGAUAUCUCCUUGUAUAUCCCUUGUGACCUCAUCCCUCACCAAAGCAAAAGGUUAAGGGCUCAAAGCGGAUUCUUGGUGCAGUCCUAUUUUAAUCGGGAAGUCGUCAGUUUCGCCAUCAUUUGUUCGAACACUUGUCACAACAUUAUCGUACAUGUCCUUGAUGAGGGUAAUGUACUUUGUUGGGACUUUGUGUUUCUUCAAGCCCCACCACAUGCCAUUCCGCGGUAUUUUAUAGUAGGGACUUUGUUGGGACUUUGUUUUGGCAGGCAGGUCAAGUGCCGGCAUUGCGUGCACCGGCAUUGCUGUCAAGGUGGUUUUUGCCAACACCAAUCUGCCACUCCGGUGUAGUAGAGAGGCUCGCCAACUUGGUAACUUGUCGGCCACCCUAUCCACCAAAUGCUGCAGUUGAGCUGGGGACGGUUUGGGUAGCCCAAGUGGCAGGCCAAGGUAUGUGCAUGGGAAUGGGAGGGUUUGGCAUUUGAGCUCCUCCGGAACUAUAUCCAUCUGCUUCGGACUGCAUCUGAUGAGAUGUGCAGAGCACUUCGCUAGGUUUGUGCAAAAGCCGGAUGCCUUCCCAAAGUCGUCUAUCAUUCUGACACAGGCUCUCAGCCCCUCUGUGUCUGGCACCACAAUGUCAUGACGUCGUCCGCAUAUAUGGACAUACGGUGGUGAAGUCCCACAGUGGCUAGGGGAGGCAGAAUACCCUGCUCAGCAGCAGCCCGCAGCAUGAAGUGUAACCCGUCCAUCAGUAGGACAAAUAGCGGCGGGGAUAGGAGAUCCCCCUGCCGCAACCCCUUCCGGUUGUAGAUCACCUCGCCGGGUAUGCCAUUCACCAGCGCGCGAGUAGAUGAGGUGGAUAGCAGCCCAGGAUCCAAGCUCGCCAACGAUGGCCAAAACCAAGCUUGUGCAGAACCUCAAGUAAGAAGGCCCAAUCCAGAGUAUCGAAAGCCAUCGUAAUGUCCAGCUUUAGCAUCACUGCUGCUUUCUUGGAGCUCUGCAGUUUUGGGGCCAUCCCUUGCACCAUCAUGUAAUUAUCAUGUAAGCAUCUGCCACGAUGAAUGCACUUUGAUGUGAUCCAACAAGUGUGGUCAUCUUGGAGCCAUCCUAGUGGCAAGCACCUUGGCCACUAGCUCCGGGAAACUAUCGGCCGGUAGUCUCUGAUCUCCACGGCCUCUCCACGCCUAUCCGGGCUGGAACCCAACAAGUUGAAGAACUCGUCCAUCGCAUCUGCCUUAUCCUCAUGAUCCGAGACCAGAGUGCCCUCCACAUUUAACGAUGUGAUGGACCUCCUCCUCCUAUGACUCGCUUGGGCAUGGAAAAAUUGUGUGCAUGCGUCACCUUCCUUGAGCCACGUGAUCCUUGAUCUUUGCCUCACCAUCGUCCUCUCAAGUGAGGCCAACCCGAGUAGUUUCUUCUUGAGCAGCCGCCUAAGCGCUUGUUCCUCUACCGAUAGCUCUCUGGAUUCCAUAGCCACGUCCAAUCUCUGGAUAACCUCGUUGGCAAUGAGGAUUUGUAGCUUAAUGUUGCCGACAAAAUGAUCACUCCAGCUUGCCAGCUUGCAACUGUAGCCUUGAGCUUAGCCGCCAGCCUCUUGAAAGGGUUUUGCUCCGGAGUGACUGGGUUCCAUGCUUGCUGGACCACCUCAUGGAAGCCAUCAAUUCUCGUCCAGAAACUCUCAAUAUGAAACCGUGUCCGCCUUCUGUGAUCUGGGUCCAAGCUGAGGAGCAAAGGGCAAUGGUCAGAGACACUAGUGCUCAACGCCGUGGGGAAAGAUGAUGGGUAUAAUGGCUCCCACUCCCAGAGGCGAGGCAUCGAUCCAGCUUCUCCAAGGUUGGCUGGCGACAUUCGUUAGACCAUGUAUAUCUGCGACCAUUAAGAUAAAAGUCGCACAACUCCAAGUCCGAGAUCGGGACGCUUCACUAAAAUCUAGAUCAGGCCACCCCGUUGACUUCUGCUGGCUGCUGCUCCUGGGCGCGAUGCUUCGCACGUUCGCCCCUACCCAGCUCGCCUGCCGGCCCUGCAGGUCCACGGCUGCUGGAUUCCGCUGGACUGCUGCCUCUUGUCUGCCUGCGGGUCUUGCGCUUCCCACCGUCGUCUACCCCACCAGGCAGACCAAAUCGAGGUUGCCUCGUUUAGCUCAGGGCCGAUGCUACCUCCACCUCCCUGGCCAGGACGUAUGUCGCUGCUCCAUUCGCGUGUGCUCCUGGCCGUUAUGAUAGUCUUCAGAGUCAAGCCAAAGGGGGUAACGAGAUGGUACAUCAGAGAAACACACCACAUCAAUAGAAGAUACAAGAUAAGUAUUAAGAGAAGAUGGAUUGUCAAAGGAAGAUGGCACAUCAAGAGAAUUAAACAUUGCGCAGAAAAUCAUAGGCCACGACAACCGACGGGGAAAAAAGCUCAACGGCUAAGACAAUGGGCAUAGAUCGACAAUGCAAAAGGAGUCCACGAAAAUCGUAUAGAAAACAACAAGGACAAGUAGGCAACAAAAGUUGUAUAUAAAGGAUCAGGACCAGAGAAAGGAUGACAGACAAAGGUAUGGUAGACUCGCAUGGCAUGAGAAACACGAAAAAAAGAGCAAUGGACUUGGUGGACACAGUGGAAAACAUAGAACUAGAAGCUAGGAAGCACACACUAGACUAGACUAGCGGCGGUGGCAGCAGAGGGAACAUGAAGCUUUUUUUCAUGGAUUGAUAUUACAAAAUAUAGUACUAGGUAGUAGCAGCCGAUCAGGAACUGUACACGUGAAUAGACUCAGAGUUAUGGCUCAAGAAGCUUAACAUGGUAUCAAGGCCUAAGCUCUCGAGUUCAAGUUCUGGCUUUCACUAUUUAUGAAAAAAUUGCUGCGCCCCCCUCCGUGUCCAUGUAUAGGCCUCUUGAGCCAUACCUCUGAGUAUUCACGUGUUGACUUCCCGCGUCACACGUGAGAUGGGGUGUUGAAGUGAUGUAGAUUGCCUAGCCCUUUCCAUCAGUUUGGACUUUUGGUUGCGUUGGCUAGUGCAUUAAGUUUAACAACUGUCAGACCCGAGUUGUCUGACGGACUAAAUUCAGAAAACGCACUCAGAAUUCAGAGAAUAUCACUAGCAAAGCUUGAUUUCAGAGGAAAGUUUAGCUAGGGUUUCUGAUGAGGAACACUAGAUGA
Molecule: messenger RNA, 6206 nt
Organism: Triticum aestivum (bread wheat)
Lineage: Eukaryota; Viridiplantae; Streptophyta; Magnoliopsida; Poales; Poaceae
Product: probable protein transport Sec1a
Exons: 19
Coding region: 236-1957 (573 amino acids)
Biological process (GO): vesicle-mediated transport
Source: RefSeq, a predicted model, not a curated record